Molecule: messenger RNA, 1693 nt
Organism: Hibiscus syriacus
Lineage: Eukaryota; Viridiplantae; Streptophyta; Magnoliopsida; Malvales; Malvaceae
Product: serine/threonine-protein kinase PBS1-like
Exons: 5
Coding region: 163-1554 (463 amino acids)
Biological process (GO): protein phosphorylation
Molecular function (GO): protein kinase activity; ATP binding
Source: RefSeq, a predicted model, not a curated record
AGGAGAUUGCCCAUUUUUGUUUUCAAAUAAAAAUUGUGAGAAAACAGGAUCGGAUAUGGAACGUUGAUUAAUCUCUUUUCUUUUUCCUGUUUUUGAUUGUAAAUCUAAUAUAUAUCUCAAAAAGCUCAGGAUACUUUUGGGUUUGGUUUGAUUUUCGAGGGAAUGGGUUGUUUUCCUUGUUUCGAUUCAAAGGAAGAGGAGAAGUUAAAUCCUGUCAAAGAAACUGUUGAUAGAAAGCAAGGCCACCCAACUGUUUCCAAUAAUAUUUCCAAAUUAUCUUCAGGAGGGGACAGGCUUAGAGCAAGAAGUAACGGAGGGUCCAAAAGGGAAAUACCAAGUCCCAAAGAUGGGCCUGGUGGUCAAAUUGCUGCUCAGAUUUUUACCUUUCGCGAGCUUGCUGCCGCAACAAAGAAUUUCAGGCCGGAGUCUUUUUUAGGAGAAGGUGGAUUUGGACAUGUUUACAAGGGGCGGCUUGAGAGUACUGGUCAGGUUGUUGCAGUCAAACAGUUGGACAGAAACGGUCUCCAGGGUAACAGGGAAUUUCUGGUUGAGGUUCUCAUGCUCAGCCUUCUUCAUCAUCCUAAUCUUGUCAACUUGAUUGGUUAUUGUGCUGAUGGAGAUCAACGGCUCCUUGUUUAUGAAUUCAUGCCCUUAGGAUCCUUGGAAGAUCACCUUCUUGAUCUGCCACUUGAGAAGGAACCACUAGAUUGGAACACAAGAAUGAAGAUAGCAGCUGGUGCAGCUAAAGGUUUGGAAUACCUCCAUGAUAAAGCAAACCCUCCUGUUAUUUACAGGGACUUCAAGUCCUCCAACAUAUUACUGGAUGAAGGUUUCCAGCCGAAGUUAUCAGAUUUCGGGCUUGCGAAACUUGGUCCAACAGGAGAUAAAUCACAUGUUUCCACCAGAGUUAUGGGCACAUAUGGCUAUUGUGCUCCGGAGUAUGCCAUGACUGGUCAAUUGACAGUGAAAUCUGAUGUUUAUAGUUUCGGGGUUGUUUUCUUAGAGCUAAUUACUGGACGGAGAGCUAUUGACAGCACACGACCCCAUGGAGAACAGAACCUCGUCACAUGGGCACGUCCGUUGUUCAAUGACCGCCGCAAGUUUUCAAAAUUGGCAGAUCCAAGAUUGCAAGGACGGUAUCCAAUGCGAGGUCUUUACCAAGCUCUAGCUGUGGCCUCUAUGUGCAUUCAAGAGGAGGCUGCCACCCGUCCUCUAAUUGGAGAUGUGGUCACUGCUCUCUCAUAUUUGGCGAAUCAGGCAUAUGAUCCUAACUCAGCGGGGCAUGGCUACCGAGGUUCUGGAGAUAAGGAUGAUAAAAGAUACAAAGAUGACAGAGGAGGAAGGGUAUCAAAGAACGAUGAAGGAGCAUCAUCUGGCCGUAGGUGUGAUUUGGAAGGGUCCGAGAAGGAGGACUCCCCUAGAGAAACAGCCAGAAUGUUGAAUAGGGAUUUAGAUCGAGAACGAGCUGUGGCCGAAGCCAAGAUGUGGGGGGAGAAUUGGCGAGAAAAAAGGCGACAGAAUGCACAGGGUAGUUCCGACGGGUCUAAUGGCUAGUUUGCCACAGUUUAUGCAAAUUUCUGACUUGGUAAGGUGAAGAAAGAUUUUCUUUCCAGUGCAUGGCCCAUCCAAAAAGCUUGACAAUGCUUUACUUUAUAUCCUUUCAUUUCAUUGAAGCAUAGAACAAGAUGAUGAU